Molecule: messenger RNA, 2385 nt
Organism: Diprion similis
Lineage: Eukaryota; Metazoa; Arthropoda; Insecta; Hymenoptera; Diprionidae
Gene: Aplip1
Product: JNK-interacting protein 1
Exons: 8
Coding region: 54-1550 (498 amino acids)
Biological process (GO): regulation of JNK cascade
Cellular component (GO): cytoplasm
Molecular function (GO): protein binding
Source: RefSeq, a predicted model, not a curated record
UCCGGCCCGGUCGCCUCCGCCGUCGGCCGCCUCCACGGACCGACCAUUCAAGAAUGGCUGAUUCAGAGUUUGAAGAAUUCCGGCAUUACUUUGAAAGACUGCCUCAACAUCUCAAGGCGCCGAUAUCAAAUUACACACUGGUCCACGAUGUCAUGGUUGACGAUUCACCGACGUCCUCGCAGGGCAGCGACGGGGACGUCGGUCAGAACGGUGCUGCCGGCGACUCAGAGGACGAAGAGGUUGUCGCACUUAUUCAUCGUCACGGAAACCACAGUGAGCAGAGCUCGGGAGACGACGACGAAGAGCUAGACCACCACUGUUCCAUCGUAGCUGACAGCGACUUUAGCUUGUUCGGUGGACUGAGCAGUAGGAGGCGAUCGGUUUCCGGGGCUGGAGGAGGACAAGGGAGAUCGGAAGGUGGAGGCUGCGGCAGGGAGAGUGUAAUCAGUGACGUAGGUGACUCCUGCUCGAGUCUCAGUUCCUGGCCCACGCCGGAACACGUUCCGUCGAAUCGGAACGGAAGCGGGUGCACCGGAAGCGGCGAACGCAGGCGGAGACGACUUCCGGAGAUUCCAAAGACUAAAAAAUCCAUAUCGAUGUGCCAUUCGUCUCUUCACUCGUCUCCAUCGCUCGCCGACGAGCUGGGGACGGCAACGUCAACGGCGGGACGGCCGCACCUCGUUCUAAGGAAAUGUCAUCCUCGUCUCCGUCAUGAGGAUAGUUCCCCGGAUAGCGAGAGGAUGACGACGGACAGUGGUCACUCCACUGCUCAUUCCCCGGACAACGGGCCCAAGAGUGUGUCUCCAAUUCCAUGCAGCACCAUGCAGAACACGAACUCAGUCUCGCCGAGCAGCACGCCAGGUAGCGGUGGAGUUCCUUUCACGCAGCUGGAACUACUGGAGGCGACCCAUCGCGGAUUGCACAAGUUUGUGCCGCGACAUCACGACGAAAUUGACCUAGAGAUCGGGGACCCUAUAUACGUGCAGAAGGAGGCUGAUGAUCUGUGGUGCGAAGGUGUGAACCUGAGGACUGGCAGGCAAGGUAUUUUCCCUUCGGCGUAUGCGGUGGACAUGGACUACAGCGACUUCGAUCCAUCGGCUCCGAAGGUGAAACGGGAACGAUACCUAUUGGGGUACCUCGGGUCGGUGGAAACUCUUGCUCACAAAGGAACAGGCGUCGUCUGCCAAGCCGUUCGCAGAAUCGUCGGUGCCCCAAAUCAGGAAUCACCCGCGUCUCAGAGUUGCAUCCUAGAAGUGUCCGACCAGGGUUUGCGGAUGGUCGACCGGAGCAAACCGCAGAAAAAUCGAGGCCCUUGCCAUGACUAUUUCUACUCCCUGAAGAACGUCUCUUUUUGCGCUUUUCAUCCACGGGACCAUCGCUAUCUCGGAUUUAUAACGAAACACCCGACGCUCCAGAGGUUCGCCUGUCACGUAUUUAUUGGCCAAGAGUCGACAAGACCUGUUGCCGAAGCAGUUGGGAGAGCCUUUCACCGGUUCUACACGAAAUUCAUCGAGACUGCUUUUCCCAUAGAGGACAUCUACAUAGAGUAAUCAAUUGCUGAAAUAUAAGUUGCUGUUGACGCUGACGAUCUCAUUCCCUUGUAAAUACUACCCCUUAGCUGAUUUAGCCUUAUAUAUACGAAGUCUAAAUCAAAUGCCCAAUAUAAACAAUUAUGAUAAUAAAGAAUCAUUAUUCGCAUGAUAAAAGACUGCGACGUGUUCAGCCUUUGCAGAAAAUUUUUCGCGCCGGUUCGCCUAUACAAGAAAAUACGCAUGGUAACGUUAAUUUUCUUUCUGUAACGGCUGCACACCCUCAGCGAUUAAAUUAGUUUUUCAUGGUAUAUCGUUUUCGCACGACGAAUUGUAUUAUUUGAAGAAAUUAAAACCUUGGAGAAAAUUAGUUUUGAAUGUGGACUAAACUUCGCACAUUUAUACAUAGAUGUAAUAGAGUGACGAUUGGGCGUUCGAUUUUCACAAUUGAUGUACUGAUGGACCGUUGAGAACUCGCAAGGAGAGCCUUUCAAUCAAUUGCAAAUUCUUACCAGAGAUGAUAUUAAUUAUAAUAAGGAAAAACAGCCUUAACAUGACCACUGACGUGUGAACGCAAGUGAUAAGUUACACAUACUUAAAACACUGAUCCUUUCUGUCUUUUCAAUGAGCUGCAAAAUUUUUAAAACACUGAUUAUGAUUUCAUCUUAACAAUUAAGAUAAAGUAACUAUACUGUAUAAUUAUAUGUAUAAAACACCGAAUAAUCUCAACUUGGAAAUAAACUGACGAGGGGGAGACACGCACUCGGGAUGACUGAUUUCUUUGAAAUUUGAAAUGGCAAAAUCAGAUUGAAUCUCGCUAAAUCCAUAUUUUUUCCGAACGAUGCACAGUAGUUGC